CAGAGGGCACGCGGCGACGUGCAAAGUACGUUGCGCGUCGCCCCGUACCCCAUGGCGUAGGCUCUGCGUUGGUGUAACGCGGGACCAUAAAUCAGCCUUUAAACGUGCGGACGCUGUGUUUGCGCUGCCAGAGCGCUCGGUGGGCUUUUGCAGGACUUAGGCGACCUCACAAUUGUCCACCGUUUCGUUCAGUCAUCUGGUUUAUUAUUUUUACUCACGACAACCGUUUCAGCAAAGUACAUUGGUCCUUAUUGGAUCCAUAUCAUUUUCUUCAGCAAAAUGAAACCGACUUUCUUUUUCUUUUUUCUGUGCUUCUGUGUCAUUCCAACCUGGUGUGCUCAUGCAAAAUAUGCUCAGAAGCUCCUGACGGAUUUAAUGACCAACUACACGAGUGCACUGAGACCUGUGGGGGACACAAAGACCAUCCUGAAUGUGACUCUACAAGUCACGCUGUCACAAAUCAUCGAUAUGGAUGAACGAAACCAAAUUUUGACAGCAUAUUUAUGGAUACGGCAGGUUUGGUUUGAUGCACACCUCAAAUGGAGCAAAGAUGAUUACGAUGGACUCGAUACCAUCCGUAUACCUGGCAGUUAUGUAUGGAGACCUGAUAUAGUUCUAUAUAACAGUGCAGACGAUCGUUUCACCGGCGCCAUGGACACCAAUGUAGUGAUUAGACAUGAUGGUCAGAUGAUGUGGGAUUCGCCAGUUAUCACCAAGAGCUCGUGCAAGGUGGAUGUUUCUUUCUUCCCAUUUGACGGCCAACAGUGCAGGUUCACCUACGGCUCUUGGACCUACAAUGGCAACCAGCUUGACAUCCUGAAUGCCAUGGAGAGUGCUGACCUGGCUGACCUGGUGGAUAAUGUGGAGUGGGAGGUGCUCGGCAUGCCUGCUAAAAAGAGCGUUGUUCAGUACGGCUGCUGUGCCGACCCCUACCCAGAUGUGACUUACACACUUAACCUCAAGAGAAGAGCUUCUUUCUACGUUUUCAACCUGCUUAUACCAUGUGUGAUGAUCUCUUUCCUGGCUCCGCUGGGCUUCUAUCUGCCUGCCGACUCCGGAGAGAAGGUUUCUUUGGGUGUCACCGUAAUGUUGGCACUCACUGUCUUUCAGCUUUUGGUUGCAGAGAUCAUGCCACCAUCAGAGAAUGUACCACUUAUAGGAAAAUAUUACAUUGCAACAAUGACCAUGAUCACAGCCUCUACUGCUCUGACCAUCUUCAUCAUGAAUAUCCACCACUGUGGACCAGAUGCAAAGCCCAUUCCCAAGUGGGCCAAAAAAGUCAUUCUGCAGUACAUGGCCAGGAUGUGCUUUGUGUAUGAGGUUGGUGAGAACUGCAUGUCACCACAGCCAGAGAAGCAUGAUACUCCACUUGCAAAGAACUGCACCAUGAAUGGACAGGCAGGACCAAGCAGAGAGGACCAAGUCCUCAAAAUGGAGAAAGGACAGGAGACAGGGGACUGCAUCACCACAGAGGAGAAAGAAGACAUGGAUCAGAUGACAAGCCCGAUAGGCUCUGUUGGGGGAAACCUGAUUGGCCAUUAUGGUGCUUGGAAGAAUGAUAAUUUACUGAGCAUGGAAAGUCAAGAUUCAGAUGGUCCAAGGAGAUGUAGGAAGGGAGGAGUAAGUGAUGGAGAGAGAAAAGAUGGAGAAAUAUUUAGCAACACACACAGCUUGGAGGGGCUGCUGCAUAACAUUGAAUAUAUCGCCAACUGUUACAGAGAUCAGAGGGCCACUCAGAAAAGGACUGGAGAGUGGAAGAAAGUGGCCAAAGUUCUAGAUCGCUUCUUUAUGUGGUUAUUUUUCAUCAUGGUGUUCUUCAUGAGCCUCCUCAUCAUGGGUAAAGCUGUCUAACUGCAGUCAAACUCUGUAGCCUACUUGUUUUAUCCCAAAAUGUAGUAGUAGCCACAUGUUCACACCUCAAUUAUUUUUGUAAUCCAUUUAUUGAACUCGUGUUGUUUCUACAAGUUAAAUGAAAUA
Molecule: messenger RNA, 1977 nt
Organism: Cololabis saira (Pacific saury)
Lineage: Eukaryota; Metazoa; Chordata; Actinopteri; Beloniformes; Belonidae
Gene: chrna10a
Product: cholinergic receptor, nicotinic, alpha 10a
Exons: 5
Coding region: 280-1851 (523 amino acids)
Biological process (GO): signal transduction; monoatomic ion transmembrane transport; nervous system process
Cellular component (GO): postsynaptic membrane; synapse; neuron projection
Molecular function (GO): acetylcholine-gated monoatomic cation-selective channel activity; transmembrane signaling receptor activity
Source: RefSeq, a predicted model, not a curated record